UUGUUUCUACAUUUUUUUCUUCAACAGUGGAGGAAAUUUAUAUCAAAUGGCCUCUAAAUUGGACUGUGUCACAUGGAACCCUGUCAAUACACUGGCAUCCAGCAUUAAGAGCCAUGCCACAGGCUAUGACAGUGACCCCAGCUCCCCCAUGGUGUACAGCUGCAGCACACAGUACCGCAUACACACACAUGGAGUCUUCAGAGGCAUACAGGAUAUGCAGCGGGGGCCCAGCCUACCUCAAGCCAUAGUUCGGUCAGAGAGCAACGAGAAGCGUCCCUUUAUGUGUGCCUACCCAGGAUGCAACAAGCGCUACUUCAAGCUUUCCCAUUUACAGAUGCACAGUCGCAAGCACACAGGGGAGAAACCCUACCAGUGUGAAUUUACAGACUGUGGCAGGAGGUUUUCUCGCUCUGACCAGCUCAAAAGACACCAGAGGAGGCACACAGGAGUUAAACCUUUCCAAUGCGAGACGUGUCAGAGAAAAUUCUCACGAUCUGACCACCUUAAGACACACAACCGGACUCAUACAGGUGAGAAGCCUUUUAACUGCCGUUGGCCUAACUGUCAGAAGAAGUUUGCCCGCAGCGAUGAGUUGGUGAGACACCACAACAUGCACCAGAGGAACCUCACCAGACUCCAGCUGGCCAUCUGA
Molecule: messenger RNA, 652 nt
Organism: Labrus bergylta (ballan wrasse)
Lineage: Eukaryota; Metazoa; Chordata; Actinopteri; Labriformes; Labridae
Source: RefSeq, a predicted model, not a curated record